CAUCAUGGCCAAGAAAGGCUCCAAUCAUUUUGUCGAUUGUGUGCUCGGCGAGCUAGACAGCGAGGUUGAAGAUUGAAGCGUGACCAUCUGCAUGGCGGCCAACAUCAACAUCGUCAAGGUCGUGAAAAAAGCGGCCGAAAGAAAGCGGUUUGCUGAGGCGACCAAAAAAGCGCGGGAAGAGGAGGCAGCCCGACACACACAACUAAAUCUCCCGCCAGUUUUCAAUAAACGUCACUUUUGCAAAGGCGAUGUCAUAGUGACGUCUGAGGCACGACGUAUCAUGGUGAAGAACAGCUUGUCAUUCAUGACGGAUGACCAACCUUUGACUCGAAAUGAGAUCAGCGCGAUGCGGUGUGUAGUGGACGGUUUGAGACUAAUCCAUAAAGGAGUAGACUAUGUGAAAGAUUGCCUUGCACAGUGUGUCACGUUUGAGAAGCAUAAUCCAUUCCAGUACGUCACAAAACAACAGCACGAGUCGUCUCUCUCGUGCUAUUACAUCCUCCACGGGUCAGUCGAGGUGACGUAUGACUUCAGUGUCUCAAAUAGCCUGCAGGUGUUCGAGCCAAACAUAAUCUACACCCACACAUCUGGGGAGUAUUUGGGUUUGGUGAGGGCGGAGGAGGACGUGCAAGACAUCUCACCCCCUGCUACAGUCUAUACGAAGGAGCCGUGUGAAUGUCUGAGGGUCGACAGGCUCAAGUUUCAUCGGACUAUUUCCCGGACUCGGGUCAAUGAUAUCCAGGAGAAGGAGAAUUACAUGGCCGACAAGAGGUGUGUCCUCGCGGACCUGACCGCAGAGGAAAGGACUAAACUUGUACCUAAGUUACUGAAGGUGGAGUUUCCUCCAAAUAAAGUAAUUAUCAGACAGGGUGCUACGGACGGCGAAUUUGUCUACUUCAUAAUCUCUGGUCGGUGCAAAUUCUUCAGGAACGUCAUUCUACUCGAAUCAGACAAAGAGGUCAUCUUCGAGUUGGACAAGAUUGAAGAAGGCGCCUUGUUUGGUGAGGAGUGUGUCCUUGACCCCGGUCAGCCAUGCCCAUGUAGUGUCGUCACUUCCUGUUUGACCACGUGCUAUAAAAUCAACAGGUGUGAGUUCAAAUUAAAAGACACAGAGCAUCUUAUCCAGCUUCUGACCAACCAUCGUCACGUGUUGCCUAGCGACGAGAUGCUCCGUAACUAUGGUUACAGUGAGACGCUAUGGAAGUCCUACCGGGAAAGCCAGGUCCAAGACGUGGUGGCCGGAGACGCGAAGCCUCAUUUUGAUAAUGGAAGGGAGAUACUCAGGUUACAGAAGAACAGACAGGUUUCACUUUCAUUUGAUGACACGCCUAAAAAACGAGGUAUCUACUCUUUCUUGAUCAACGAACCUAAAGGUCAGAGUUCAAGAAGUUCAAGGACGCAAUCAGCCCGAUUGCCGCUGGUAAAUCCAAGUGUCUUCCAACCUGCUCCGGCGAACAGAAACAGGUCGAAAUCUGCUGCCUCAAACAACACGGAAAACAAAGUGUCUGCACUCAAACCGAUUUCGCCGAGUGACGUGGACCAGAAGCUUCAACUAGAAUUCAUACCGAAGCUCAUGAAAAAUAAAGGUGGACACAGCAAGGAUUUUCUGCUAAAGGUUGUCGAAGAAUACUCCAAGCUCCACACCCGCUCUAUAUGUAGCCAGGGUAGCCGAGAAAAGGGUCCCGAUAUAGACGCCAGGGACUUGAUCCGCCGCUUUAGACUCUAUCAGAAUCCGGAAGAGGUCAGGAGAGCCAAGUGGUUGUUUGCCGCCGAGACCAUUGACUACAACAUACUGCUGACCAACAGUUAUCCUAUAGAAGUGGACACAAAGGCUAUGAUCAAACGAGCUGCAGCCAUCUCCGAGCAAUACACGGAGAAGUUGAAGGCGAAGAGGCAGCAACCGGAGCCCCAGGAAAGCUGGUGCACACCUAUACACGAGGAGCGAGAGACGGCGAAAACACAGAUGGCUUUCGACAGAUUCCGCACCGAGAUUCUGCGCCGGCGCCUCCACAAACAGAAGGAGACCAAAGACAGCACGUCAUUCUUAAAACAUUUCAUCAAUGCGGAGAGGAGCUACGAGGAUAAGAUUAACACGACGGAGGAUGAUGGGGUGAAGGCAGAUGAUGCGGAUUCAAAGACACCAAAAAUGACCCGCCGGGAUACGAGAUCGUUGUUCCUACGUCGGUCUAAUCCACGGAACCGGACAAGCAGCGGGUUGGACCUCCGUUUGAAUUCUACGAUCGGGACUACCACACCUAGCAGUAGCAGUAUACCGUUUCCUCGGCUUAAGCGGGUGCGAACAGCAUCGGUCAUCAGUCUGGGUCCACAGCUUCCGCACACGACAAGCCCAAGAAAAGCCAAGACACCGGGAGCCAAGAAUCAGACAAGUCAUUUUGAUUUUUCUGAUACGACGACAGGCCGCCGACCUAGGUCCCUGUCCACCACAAUAUAGAGUUAG
Messenger RNA from Lineus longissimus, 2458 nucleotides. RefSeq lists its product as uncharacterized. The transcript has 12 exons. Bases 92 to 2452 code for a protein of 786 amino acids. The record is from RefSeq and is a predicted model, not a curated record. Lineage: Eukaryota; Metazoa; Nemertea; Pilidiophora; Heteronemertea; Lineidae.